AUGAGAUCAGGUGCAGCUGGAUUCACAGAAUGGCUGCUUUUCCACUUGUGGAAGCAGAACGAAAGCACAGGACUCUGCUGUCCUAAUAUCCUCCUUCCUGAAACUGUCAUUUAUCGAUGAGCCAAGCCUUUUUUUUGGUAUUUUUGUACAGAAACUGGUGAAUUGUUGAGAAAAUCGAAAACAAAAGUGACCCAUAAAUUUAUUUUCCAGGAGUUCAUGGACGAAAACAAGCAGAUAAUCGCUUCAUUUAUGGGGUUCAGCGACAACAAAAAAGAUAAAGCAAACAUAGCAACGGUCGAAUUUUUUACACCGGAGUCAUUUAAUGAUUUCAUCCAUAACCGAGAUAAGCCUUUGAGUGGGAUCUUGCAGAAGUGAAUCCAUCCUAAAAAUGCACAGAAUUCUCUGAUUAAAGUCAUAUGAAGUCCUCAGUUUUGUUUGCUUGAAAAAAGAACAAAUAUUCAUAAAUUGGAUGACCCGAAGAUGGAAUUUUAUGAUAAACUUGUCACAUAUGAAGGGCUAGAGCAUAAUAGCAAAAUUGAUUCAUUGUCUGCGCCUUGACUAGUUGAAGAGGUGCAAAGGAUUUGUUUGGGAAUUGUAGAUCAUAUUAAAGCAGUGACUGGAGGAAAUGUCACAGUUGCGAGGAUGACUUUGUUUUUCAAACAAGAUGCAGAUGAUUUGUUGUGGCUGCAGUUUUGCAGUUCGCUAAAAGUAUUUGACUUGACUCGCUCUAACAAGGAAAACGAAAAAAUGCCUCAGGAGCUUAUAUUGAUGAUUUCCAGCUUGGCAACUGAAAAAAAAGUGAAAAGCUCUUGCAAAUUCAGUGAAAUGAGGAAAAACAGAGAAUUGUGUGUUGGCUGUAACCAUUUGGUAAGAAGUGAAUAUAUGCACAACAUUUCAUUGAGAUUAGUGCUCAAGUUUUCUGAGAUAGGCAAUGAGCCACCUGAUCAAGUAAACGAUGAAACUGCGUUGGUGCUAAACGAAAGCUCCGAAGACAAAUGCAACCUUGUGCCAAAUGUUUUAAGAAGGCUCAACCCAUUAUUAACUAACACAAAAUAUGAAGAAAUGAAAAAAGACCCGUCCUGGGGAGCCCAAGAAAUAAAAGUCUGCGAAGACUGCUACCUUCACUACACAAGUUUUUAUGCAGAAUCCAAAAAGAAGCUACCUCCGAGGAUAAAGCCGACACACAAAACCGAGACCACUUUUGAUUUGAUGUCAGAAAUCAGCCCAGUCACAAAUAAAAACAUUGAUUUUAAGUUAAAAGAAGAGUUUAAUUUCAAUAUCAAUCCAAAAGUGAGCCAAACUAUAAAGAACCCCCCGCUUCCAAUAGUGAGGCAAAACAUCAUAAGGGUGAGAACUCAUUCAGCGCUGCCUUCUAAGCCUCCAAGCAGGCCUAAUUCAAAGAAGUCUGAAACGAGGCUCCCUUUGUUCUCUUCAGAAUCAUAUAAGCGAGCUACCAUUGUAUAUGGAAGAAAAUCAGCUAUAAAUUUUGACACUGAAAUCAUCUCAAAGCACCCGAGAGGCGAAAGUUUGGACUAUAAAAGCCUAAAAGAAGGAGAAUUCAUCAAAGAUACCAUUGAAAAGCUAAAAAUUGGCUUAAGUAAGGUAAAGAAGAUGUAA
This is a messenger RNA of Blepharisma stoltei, 1617 nucleotides long. Lineage: Eukaryota; Ciliophora; Heterotrichea; Heterotrichida; Blepharismidae. The record is from the annotation of a GenBank genome assembly.